AUGGACCAUAGAUUAGAUAUCACGCUGCGCACUUCCACGGGUCAUAUGUCGACAUUCAUUUGUUUUGCGAUGAGUGCGUACCUCAUGAGGCUCGAUUUUGGGUUUCGAAACCUCUCCUACAUUGAACUGGAACGAAGUGGCUCAAUAACUCACUUGGCCUCUUCAGAAGACUGGAUGAAGAACCCGAAAAAACCGACCGCUGAAUUUUACAUUAGGUGGCUACAAAACGAGCCUAUUGUUGAUUCGGCACGGAUUCCAUUGCAUGUACACAAAGUGGAAAAUGGAAUGAAAGUUGGAGGCCCGUGUCCAUUUCAAUUUGGGUUGGAGAAGCUUUUCUCUGUGGGAGAAGAUCCAGACGGGGAUUUUGCAUUAACCGUGGAUAGAAUACGUCUCCUCCACUUCCAAGCGGAAGUACUCAUCAACUCAAAAUCAAGGGGACGUGAUGGCGAUGUGCACAUUUUCAAGUUGAGGCAUGGAGACAUCAUUGAGUGCGUUCGACGUGGCUUUCCGUGCUACAGGAUCAUGUUUCUUCUGGCUGACGCAUUUCCUGCAAAUGAACCAAAGACAUCUUUCCUGCAAUCAUGUCCACAGCGUGUUCUCAAAAAUAUUACCAAGUUUCUGAGUCCUUUGGAAACUUUGAAAAGUGUCAUUCCGGUGUGUCGACGAUUUUUUGAGCUGGUCGGACAAGAUGGCGGCAAUUGGGCCCAUCUGGAGUUCAGAGUUGAGGACAGCGACACCUAUGUUCCAUUCUGGCACUUGGAAGAGUUCUUGGGAGUAUUCGCAAGGCAUGCAGAGAAGCUUUCAUUGGAGCUCAGGGAUCCAGAUCAAAAUAGCAAAGAUGUGUUACACGAUUUCAUUCGUCUAUUUGGAAGAGCUGAUUGGAAGAAGUUGAGGAGUCUCGAAAUUCAUUCCUUGCGAUUAGAUGAUGCGACGAUGAUGAAAUUUCUGCGACACCUACGAGAUUGUGCGCAGCUACAGACCCUUGCAAUAUACUGCUGUGAAUUCGGGACUGCGCUGCUGCUUUUAGCAGCGGCUUAUGCUGGGGAUGUAGUUUUCCCCAAUGUAGAACAAUUAACUCUGCAAUGUUUAUUGAGAGCAAUUUCGUCUGUGGAUGCGAAGCUGGUUUUCCCGAGGCUAAUGAAUUCGCUGUGGCUAGAAUGCGUGAAUUCGAAAGCAGCCGCGCUUGACUAUCUCCGGAAGAUGACGUCACUGGAAAUGCUUUGGAUCCGGUUUCGGCAUUAUUAUUCAAAAGAUGAGCAUGAAAAACGACGGGCACUCUUCAGUAAAUCUGAUGAAUCUUCAAAGGAAUGGCUGGAUAAUUUGAAAUUUAUUUCUCCUGAUUUGUGGGAGUCAAGCAUUCAGUAUUCUAAAAUGGCCAAACUCGAAUGUGUGGCUUUCCAAUUCAAGUUUCCAGAAGAUGUUGACCACAUAGAACAGAUUUUUCACGAACUUCGAGCCUGUGAAAAACUGAGAGGAUUGAUUCUCUGCAUUAGCAGCGAUGAUCAAUGGAAGGUCAUUCGCAAUCGUAUUUACUAUCAAUCAGCCGGAGUCAUCAUAGAGCAGCAGUUGGAGUUCGCUGCAGUGUCAGGAUCAGAUUUCGAAAGCAUCACUUACAUAUUGCCGUUCAUUUUCGAAGAAACGAUGCCCCGCGAAUUGUGGAUACAAGUAAGGCAACUGAAGGAUUUGAACAGUACUCUCAUCCAAAUGAGCGACAGAUGGCAGAAUCUUGACAAGGCUGUCUUUGUAAUGAGAACAGCAACCUCAGAAGGUGGCAAGCAACUAGUGAAGUUAUUCCCAGAAGCACUGAGAAAACAUCUGUUUCUUAAAUGCUCCCUGACCCAGGCGACGCUGCUUUUCCGAAAGAAUAAUGGUUACAAUUUAUUCACAUACAGCAUGGAACAACAACAGGAAGUCCCGUUUACCUCAUCAGCAUUCUUGAGAUUCUUCUCAGAAUGGUUGGAAUAUGUUCCUAGCCGCCAGCAAAUUUAUAAACUUGGCGACUUUGACUUUCUGGAAGCUAUCUUCCCAGGUUGACUCAUUUUGUUGCACUGGUCAUUCUGUGCAAACUUAUCAUCCCGACGCUGACGUGGUUUCAUCGGACUGUAUAAGGGGAUCAAUUUUUUGAAGAAUGCAUGUUCAGUAUUGUAUUGAAGUGUGCCUUUGCUGAUGGUUGAUUUUCUGCGUGAAUUUACGCGUAAUUUUCCGGAAUGAAAAAUGAACCACGAUGAGCUGAUGCGUUGAAUAGAGAAAAUAAUUUCUUGAAAUA
Molecule: messenger RNA, 2266 nt
Organism: Notodromas monacha
Lineage: Eukaryota; Metazoa; Arthropoda; Ostracoda; Podocopida; Cyprididae
Source: the annotation of a GenBank genome assembly